Molecule: messenger RNA, 3483 nt
Organism: Coniophora puteana RWD-64-598 SS2
Lineage: Eukaryota; Fungi; Basidiomycota; Agaricomycetes; Boletales; Coniophoraceae
Product: acetyl-CoA synthetase-like protein
Exons: 12
Coding region: 1-3483 (1160 amino acids)
Molecular function (GO): phosphopantetheine binding
Source: RefSeq, a predicted model, not a curated record
AUGGCUGACCACAACACAGAGCGCAUUUACCCUCCACUCGACCAUUCUCUGCUCCUCUACGAAGUCGUAGACUUUCACAUCGACAACAACCCCACCGUGCCAAUCUAUGUAUACCCCGAUGACCAGUCCCCCGAUGGCGUCACUCAUAUCUCCUUCCUCGAGUUUGGCCGUGCAGUCCACCGCGCAGCUCAUAUCCUGCGCCCAGGGCGAGAGGGUCCAGAGGGCGAGGUCAUUGCACUUAUCGCCAACGUUGACACACUCCUCUAUCAAGCGAUUGUUGUUGGAAUGAUGAAGGCUGGCAUCGUCCCCUUCCCCAUGUCUCCGCGCAACUCCGCCCCCGCUGUCAUCGACAUGAUGAAGAAAACAUCCUGCACCCGCAUCCUCACUCUCUCCCACACGCACUCGGAGCUCCUACACGCCAUCGACACCGAACGCGCCUCCCAAUCUCUCCAACCCGCAACAACCACAGAAAUCCCAACGCUCGCCCAGCUCUUCCCCCACCUAGGACACGAAACCUCCUCCCACCCCUUCACCCAGCACCCCGGCCCGUACCCACCCCCAAACGCCCGCCCGGACGUAGACACACCGGCGAUGUACAUGCACUCCUCCGGCUCAACCGGCUUCCCCAAGCCCAUCGCACACACCUUCCGCAUCCAGAUCCAAUGGCUCGCCCAGCGCCGCUUCUACACCCACUCCGGCGCGCGCCUCUACCCCGGCGAGCCCGACGCCGCCGUCUCAGCGCGGCGGAGGCUGGGCACGAUGGCGCUCCCCGCGUUCCACAGCUUCGGGUACGCGUUCCAGGUGUACGCGCCGCUCGGCGGUAUGGUCUCUGUCGGGCUGUUCGCGCCGACUAGUAUGCAGGAUCCAGGGAAGGCACCGGUCAUUCCGACGUCGGAUAGUCUCUUAGAUGCGAUCGUUCGGACGAGGAGCACCGUCGUGCUCACCGUGCCUGCGUUCGUCGAGCAGUGGGCCGAGUCGCGCGAGGCGGUGGAUGCGCUCAAGCGCAUGGAGUACGUGCUCUACGGCGGCGGCCCCCUCCCCACGAAAACAGGCGAUAGCCUCAGCGCACAGGGCGUGCCCAUCGCAAGCGAGCUCGGCGCGACCGAGUUCGGGUGCCCCGUCGCGCUCCCGGACAAGCAGGACCUCGCGGACGGCGACUGGGUCUGGAUGCGCUUCUCGCCGCACGUCUCCAUCCGCUGGGUGCCGCAGUCCCAGUCGGGGGAACGGGACGCGGGGUUCGAGUGUGUGUUUCUGGGGAUUGACGUGGGUGGGGGGCAGUCGAACGAGAAGAUCACGCUCGCGGUUGAGAAUCUCCCCGAGGAGCACGGCUACGCCACCUCGGACGUGUGGAUAGAACAUCCGACGAAGAAAGGCCUGUGGAAAGUCAUCGGCCGCGUCGACGACGUCCUCACCCUCGCAACCGGCGAAAAAACCGUCCCGGGGCCAAUGGAAGACGUCCUCGCCGCGCACCCGCGCAUCGGCGGCGCGGUCAUGUUCGGGCGCGCGCGCCACCAGGUCGGCGUGCUCGUCGAGCCGCGCGGGGCGUACGCGUUCGAUGUGCGGGAUGAGCGGGCGUUGGCGGGGUUUCGGAAUGCGAUCUGGGACGCGGUUGAGACGGCGAAUAAGAACGCGCCGGCGUUCAGCAGGAUCUUCAAGGAGAUGAUCCUCGUCGCGAGCCCGGAAAAGCCGCUCCCGCGCGCACCGAAGGGAACCGUGCUCAAGAAACGUGCGCUGCAGGCGUACGAGGCCGAGAUCGCUGCGCUAUACGAAGAAGUCGAGCGCAGCACGCACAGCGCGAUCGGCGUGCCAGACCAAUGGACGCAGGAGACCCUCGAAGACUGGCUCGGCAAGCAAGCAGCGCUCGUCAGCGCGCGCACGGUCGGCCGCGACGCCGACUUCUUCGCACAGGGAUUCGACAGCUUGACAGCGACGUACCUCCGCAACCGCAUCAUCGGCGCGCUGCGCACAGACACGGACGCGAACGUGCGCACGCGCGCGGCGCAAAGUGUCCCGCAGAACAUCGUCUUCCAGAACCCAACGAUUCGCCAGCUCGCGGGCGCCGUCGUGCGCAUCGCUGCCUCCGCUGCCCCCAACUCAGCUGCAGUUACUUCUGCGAGCGGCGAUCUACCCGCCCUUGUGGAGAAAGAGCUGGAGGAAGAAAAGACACGUCGUGUAAAGGCCAUCGAAGCGAUGAUCGAGAAAUACACCCAGGACCUAACCGGCCCGGCUGCUGGCGCUGCCCGCGACGUGAUACCGCUCAGCGGGCAGAAUAAGGCAACGGUUCUGCUCACGGGUUCGACGGGCGGGCUGGGCUCGCAUCUCCUCGCGCAUCUACUCGUGGAUGAGCGCGUCGAGCGCGUGUACGCGUUCAAUCGGCCGGCUGCCUCCGCUGGGGCGGGGAAGACGAGUCUGGAGCGCCAGACGGCGGCGUUCUUGGACAAGGACCUCGCUGCUGCGCUGCUCGCGUCGGAGAAACUCAAGUUCGUGGAGGGUGUGUUGGCGGAAGAGAAGCUGGGUUUGGGCGAGAGCGUGUAUGACGAGCUCCGGAAUUCGGUGACGCAUAUCAUCCACGCGGCCUGGAGACUUGACUUCAACCUCGCCUUAUCGUCUUUCGAGCCGCACGUCCGCGGCACGCGGAACCUCGUCGACCUCGCGCUCGCCGCGUCUUCCUCGUCUUCAUCCUCGGCUCCAGCCCGCGUGCUGUUCACGUCCUCGAUCGGGUCGACCAAGUCCUGGGAUAAAUCCAAGGGCGCGUAUCCGGAGGAGGUGCUCCUUGAUGCUGCGACGGCGGUGGGGAACGGGUAUGGGGAGAGCAAAUAUGUUGCUGAGCGGGUACUGAGCAAGAGCGGUCUCACUACGACUUCGGUCCGCAUCGGCCAGAUUGCGGGCGGGCCCAACGGCGCAUGGGCAACGUCCGACUGGGUACCCAUAUUAAUCAAGUCGGGGAUCGCACUCGGUGCGCUGCCCGAUGCGCUUGGUGUCGUCUCGUGGCUCCCAACACGCACCGUCGCAGCCGCCCUGAUCGACGCCGCCUUCGCGCCCGUCGCGCACCCCGCGCUCAACCUCGUGCACCCGCGCCCGGCGCCGUGGCAGACCGUCUUCGGGCACAUGCGCACCGCGCUCGCGACCAAGGCCAAGCGGAGCGUGCCCGAGCUGCAGCUGCCGUUCGUGCCUUUCAGCGAGUGGCAUGCGCUCCUGGCGCGGAGAGCCGCUGCGUGUGAGGGCACGGGGGAUCUUGAUGCGAUCCCUGCGAUCAAGCUCCAAGGAUACUUCGCCGCACUCGCCAAGGCCGACGAAGAUCUCCGUGCUGCGAGCAACGACGGCGUCCGUGCCGACUCGGGCGUCGGCGAAGCGGGCGGAUCUGCCACGCUUUCGACGGAGAAGUUCCAGAGCGUCAGCGAGGCGCUCAGAGGUGUCGAGCCGCUGGGUAGGGAGGAUGCGGAGGCAUGGGUCGGUUAUUGGGCUUCUAAGGGGUAUAUCUGA